Labrus bergylta (ballan wrasse) is the source of this 1286-nucleotide messenger RNA. The record is from RefSeq and is a predicted model, not a curated record. NCBI's taxonomy places the organism in Eukaryota, Metazoa, Chordata, Actinopteri, Labriformes, Labridae.
AGAGAGAGAGAGAGAGAGUCAUCUCAGUGCUAUGUCUUCGUCCCGAGUGUGAACUAAUAAUAGAGGAGGCCGUCUGCUCCUUUAAGAGCCCACUUGUAGCAUAUAGUCCUCAAAGAAUAAAGUAACAAAAUGGUUAUCAAAGUAUUCCUCGCCUCUUCAUCAGGAUCCACUGCGAUAAAAAAAAAGCAGCAAGAUGUUGUGGGCUUUCUGGAGGCUCUCAAAGUGGACUACACUCAGCUGGACAUUGCCUGCAACGAGGAGAAUCGCAUGUGGAUGAGGCAGAAUGUCCCAGAGGAUAGGAAGCCUACGAACGGCAUCCCCCUACCCCCUCAAAUCUUUAAUGAAGCGAGCUACUGUGGGGACUAUGACACAUUCUUUGAUGCCAAGGAGGACAACUCAGUUUAUGCCUUCCUGGGACUGCCCCCUCCUCCUGGGUCAAAGGAAGCAGAAAAGGCUGACAAGGCGGACAUUGUGGAGAAUGGGACCCACGCCGAAGAAACUAAUACAGUGGGCAAACUUGAUGACUUAAUAGAGGUUCCUGUGGAGGAGCGUAAUGGAAAUACACACAGAGAGGAGGAGAAGCUGCAACAGGCAGCUGAUGAGGAGGAGGAAGCUCAGGAUGGCGAGGAGGAGGAAAUAACAGAAGGAGAGACUGCAGAUAAAGAAACAGCAGGAGACGAAACCCCUAUGGAGGAAGAGGAGGCAGUGGAAGAAGCAGACGAGCAGGCUCAUGCAGAGGAGGAAGAAGGACAGGAGGAAGAGGAUUUGCAGUCAGAGGUAACUGUGCGUCGCUGAUCGUCUCUUUCUAUGGUUCUUCAAAUAGCCAUCAGAAAUAUGUGGGUUUGAUGGUGUAGAGAUCAGCGUUAUCAACUGUGUUUAUAUUGGGUUGGGAUGGGUGAAGGUCUGCCUUUCCCACUCAUCUUUAUACUCUUUUAUUUGCUCCCUUCAAAAAUGUACCCCUCUCUCUCCCUCUUUGUCUCCUGUCUCCAUCACGUUUUUUCCUUUAUUAACCAUUUUUCGUCUGUGUGCUAACAUCCUAUUCCUCAUUUCUUCCUAGUUCAGUAGCUGCUUCCUGACAACCUCAAGUAUCCAUAUAGUUUCAUUUUUUUAAAUCUGCAAAGUUCUCACCUUGUGCAUGCCUAAGGCACUAUUUUUCUCCGCUCACAGCCUGCUCACCUGCUAUUUGUUAUUCCCUCUAGGAGGAAGAAGAGCUACUACAGCUUGAGGUAGAUUCAAAUGAUUUUUUUUUUACUUGCCCCAACCAUCCUAAUUUCAUCUUGUGUUUU